AUGCUUCCAAUAGUUAAGAAAGUUAGCGGCUUUUACAACGCUUAUGUUCUUGGCGUUCUGACAGUUGGCUAUAUACUCGGCGAAUUGGGACAUUACCUCAUCGGUGUAACCUCAAAGCAGACUGCCAUCGAGUUGGAUUAUGGUGAUAAGGCUUGCCAACAAAAUAAUACCAGAUUCACACGACACGAAUUGCCAAAGCAAUGUUCGCUGGUAAAAGAAGAAGAUAGUUGUCUUGCUUUGACAUAUAAUGAAACUGCAUACUGUGAGUGGAAUUACAAUGGUCUGGGUAUUGAUUAUCAAAUACUUGCUGGUCCCACCUUCAUAUUGGUUUUCACAAUUGCUGGUGUUUUUAUGGGUUUCGCUGCAGAUAAAUAUAAUCGCGUUAAAAUGUUAACAGUUUGUACAUUGAUUUUUGCAGUAGCCAUUAUAUUACAAGGUACCGUAGAAGCGUACUGGCAGCUGUUGCUGUUGCGUAUGGUCAUGGCGUUGGGUGAAUCCGGUUGCAACCCACUGGCUACAGGCAUUAUGUCCGACAUUUUUCCCGAAAAUAAGCGCGCCCUUGUUAUGGCCAUUUUCAACUGGGGCAUCUAUGGUGGUUAUGGCAUUGCUUUUCCCGUGGGUCGUUAUAUUACCAAAUCGAAUUUCUUCAACCUUGGCUGGCGUAUGUGCUAUUUGGGCACUGGUGUUUUGGCUGUAUUGCUGGCCGCACUCACAGGCACCACACUCAAGGAACCAGAACGUAAAGCGAUUGGCGAGGGCGAUCGUACCAAAGAUGGCAAAAAGAUUGGUUUGUGGAAAGUCUUGGCCAAUCCUGCUAUGAUCAUGUUGAUGAUUGCUGCUUCCAUUCGUCACUCUGGCGGCAUGACUUUCGCUUAUAAUGCCGAUUUAUACUACAACACUUAUUUCCCAGAUGUUGAUCUUGGCUGGUGGUUGUUCGCUGUGACCAUUGGUAUUGGUAGUGUUGGUGUAGUUGUUGGUGGUGUUGUUUCUGAUAAAAUUGUCGCUAAGAUGGGCAUAAGAUCACGCGCAUUGGUACUUGCUGUGAGUCAACUGAUUGCCACUUUGCCUGCUUUUGGCUCCGUAUACUAUGAUCCACUAUGGGCUAUGAUUACCUUGGGUUGUAGUUAUUUCUUCGCUGAGAUGUGGUUCGGCAUUGUGUUUGCGAUCGUUGUGGAAAUUGUACCGUUGCAAGUGCGCUCUUCAACAAUUGGCGUAUUCCUAUUUGUGAUGAACAACGUUGGAGGAAAUUUGCCAAUUCUCUUGGAUCCUGUAGCAAAAAUGAUUGGCUUCCGUGAGGCGUUUAUGAUCUUUUAUGCUGGUUUCUAUGGCAUAAGCUCCGUGCUCUUCCUUAUCACCUGCUUCUUACUGGAAGGCAAACCAAAGGAUAACGAUUCUACAACAGCGGUGGGCGAAGAAAAGAUCGAUGGCCUGGAGGCACACACACGUCAAAUGCGUGGUCACGACAAUUCCGUUUUCUCCGUAGACGAAGUGCUGCCGCACAACGGACGGCCAGCGGUAAUUCCACAACAUUUGCAGUUGUCGAGUAACGGUCAAGACAAAUAUACGCCCGUUACACGUGAGAGCAGCAGACUGUAAAGAACGUUUUAAGCCGAACUGCACUGGAAACUAUUUGGACAAUACAUUUACGAAUUUUUCUAAAUCUUUAUGUACCUCAUUCGUAGUGUGUAUUUGUUUUGUUUUAAGUCUAAAAGGCUUGGUUUAUGAGUAUACUUCUAUAAUGUUUUUAAAUUUGAGAAUCGUGAAGAAAGAAACAAACAAUUGUUUAAGAUUGUUGUUAAAUAGUUUAGUUUGUUAAGUCGUUUGACACUGCUUUUUUUGUUUGUUUAAUGUAAAAGAUUCAACGUUUUAUUAAAAUUAUCAUUUAACAGUUACUCGUGUUAGGGCUUACGAGGUCUCUUGAGUAUUUGUCAAAUUUUAUACUUAAUAAAGUUAUUAAUUAGAUUAGUUAAUAGACGUUAAUGUUAUUGCUUUUUAUAGUACUUUACAUAGAUAUGUAUGUACUAAUUAUAUACAAAGAUGUGAAUUUUUACACCAAUGAAAUUAAUAGUUAAAUUAAUUACAAAAAGUAUUUUGUACAUAUCAAAUAAAAUUUGUACUUAAAGUAGUUUUAUAAGCAAUUUAACCAACAAAAA
Molecule: messenger RNA, 2153 nt
Organism: Ceratitis capitata (Mediterranean fruit fly)
Lineage: Eukaryota; Metazoa; Arthropoda; Insecta; Diptera; Tephritidae
Product: putative metabolite transport protein HI_1104
Exons: 4
Coding region: 1-1596 (531 amino acids)
Biological process (GO): transmembrane transport
Cellular component (GO): membrane
Molecular function (GO): transmembrane transporter activity
Source: RefSeq, a predicted model, not a curated record